Oppia nitens is the source of this 1341-nucleotide messenger RNA. RefSeq names its product cytochrome c oxidase assembly protein COX15 homolog. Gene Ontology annotation, cellular component: mitochondrial inner membrane. Gene Ontology annotation, molecular function: oxidoreductase activity, acting on NAD(P)H, heme protein as acceptor. The coding region runs from base 127 to 1341 and encodes 404 amino acids. The record is from RefSeq and is a predicted model, not a curated record. The transcript is spliced from 5 exons. Gene Ontology annotation, biological process: heme A biosynthetic process. NCBI's taxonomy places the organism in Eukaryota, Metazoa, Arthropoda, Arachnida, Sarcoptiformes, Oppiidae.
ACAUGUGAACCCAUAGUGUAAUGUAUUGUUUACUUUGAAAAUAUUGACAACAAUUAAUUUGAAUCAGUAUUUUGUGUGAACACGUGUUUAGUAAAUGAUUACUAAAUUGUAAGAAAAGGUUAUAAAAUGUUAUCUUUGAUGUCAAGAGUAUGGAUGAGAUCAACUCAUUGUAUCCUAAAGUCACCAAAAUAUACUCCAAAUAUUUGUGUCACCAAAAGCUUGAAUGUGACAAAAGUUGUCAAACAAUUAACUACAGGAACGGUUGGACAACAACUUGAAGAAGUGUCAACAAAAAGCCGUAAAAUUGUUGGCUAUUGGUUGAUGACAUGCGGUGGACUAACAUUUACUACUGUAAUAAUCGGUGGUAUUACCCGACUGACCAAUUCUGGCCUCUCGAUGGUCGACUGGCAUCCAUUCAAAGAGUUUCCACCACUGAAUAACAAUAAAUGGAUUGAAGAGUUCAAUAAAUAUAAGUUAUUUCCUGAAUUUAAAAUCCGAAAUAAAGACAUGACUUUAGAGGAGUUUAAAUGGAUUUGGUAUAUGGAGUUCAUUCACCGAACUCUGGGCCGAACCAUAGGCGCCGUAUACUUCAUUCCGGCCGCCAUUUUCUGGUAUAAGAAAUGGUUUACCAAAUCAAUGAAACCGCGAGUUCUUGUGUUUGGAGGUCUUCUUGCAUUUCAGGGUUUGUUGGGUUGGUAUAUGGUUAAGAGUGGUCUCGAAGAAAAGCCAGAAUACCAAAGGGAUCCAAAAGUUAGUCACUACCGAUUGGCUGCACAUUUAGGAACAGCUCUUGUAUUUUAUUCAUUACUUAUUUGGUCAGGACUUUCACAUCUAACAGUUCCAUCACAAACUCAAGUCACUCCUCAAGUACUCAAAUUCAGACGAUAUACACAUAUGACAAAAGGCUUUAUAUUUUUUACGGCUCUUUCGGGUGCUUUAGUUGCAGGACUUGAUGCCGGUUUGGUUUACAAUUCGUGGCCAUUAAUGGCCGACAGAAUUAUUCCCACAGAUUUAUUAUCACAGUCUCCGAAAUGGAAAAACUUUUUUGAAAACGCGACAACUGUCCAGUUUGAUCACAGAAGGUUAGGCGAACUAGUAUUAUGUGGUUCAACUGGUCUUUGGAUUUAUUCAAGACGUUUACCAUUAAGUCCCCGAACAAGACUUGCAGUCAACUGUUUAUUUGCCGCCACUUUAUUACAGGUAACUCUUGGAGUUACAACAUUGCUAUUUUAUGUACCGAAAUCAUUGGCCGCAUCGCAUCAAUCGGGAGCGCUCACAGUCCUUACGAUUGCUCUUUGGUUAUCACAUGAAAUGAAACUUUUGAAGAAACUUCCCAAAUAA